AAAGAGAACAGGGCAGGGAUGUAUGGGGAGAGUGAAUGAAAACGGGGUGCUGCCACUGAGUUGGUGUCGCCCCCCCCCCCCCCCGACGCUGGCAUUUGGAUGGGAGAAUCUGAAGGGUCCAGGCUCACCUUUUGCCCUCCUCCAGACAGCAGGCAGACAAGGAACAGGGAAGGGGCCAGCCAGGGGGCUCUUUGGGCUUUCCCCCUCCUGGAGCUGGAAGGGGGCAGGCCGAAAAUGAGUCUUCCUGGAAUGUGCGGUGGAGGAAACUGAGCUGGGGGGAGCUUACAGCACGCCAGGGGAACAGCAGGCAGUCCUGGCACAGCCACCCACAGCAGAAGCAGCCGCCUCCAUGGAGCUCCCAGAGUUGCUGCCAUGGAACCACUCCGGAGGGCCUUCCAAUAACACGCCUCCCUGCUCGGAGAGUGCAGACUUCCAGUACAUCCUGUUCCCCGUGGUUUAUACUUUGGUCUUCCUCCUCGGCCUGGUGGGGAAUCUCUUUGUGCUGGGCUACUUCCUUUGGACCAAGUCAGCCACUGCCCCGGCCAAUGUCUUCCUGGUGAACCUGGCCAUCCUUGACUUGCUCUUUGUGCUCACCUUGCCCUUCCGCAUCACUUACCACGCCCACCAGAACGACUGGACCUUUGGUGAAGCUCUCUGCAAAAUCACCGGCUGCCUCUUCUUCGCCAACCUCUAUGGCAGCUCCCUCUUCCUGGCCUGCAUCUGCCUCGAGCGCUACGUAGCUGUGGUCCAUCCACUGAAGCACCUCCAGUUCCGGCAGCUGCGCUACCGCCUGGUGGCUGCUCUGGGAGUAUGGCUGGUCCUCAUUGCGGCCAUCCUGUUCCUGGCCCUCCGUGGGCCGCUGACCAGCCGUUUCACCAAUGGCCGCACGGCCUGCCUUGAAAAUUUCUCUUCCAGUUCCUGGAAGGGGCGCAUCUCAGGCAUCAGUAUCUUCGCUGCCGUGGUUGGCUUCCUGCUGCCUCUUCUUUUGAUUGGUGUCUGCUACCCACUGAUUGCCUGGCGCCUCCUGGCUUCCCCUGGAUUGCAGGCAAGCUCCCGCGCAGCAAAACGCAAAGCCCUGCGGACGGUGUUGGUGGUCCUUGGCGUUUUCCUGGUCUGCUUUGCACCUUAUCACAUUGUGCAGCUGGUUCACACACUGGGCCGGGUGGGUGUCCUGGGUGGCUGCACCCUCGUCCGCACCACCUACGUUGCUCGCCGCAUCACUAUGGCACUGACCAGCCUCAAUGCCUGCCUGGACCCACUGGUUUAUUACUUUGCUGCCGAGCGAUUUGCCCGGCAAUCCGGCUGGUGGAAGUGUGGCUGUUGUCAGCCAGGGAGCCCCCAACGGCCUCUGGGGCUCCCCAGGUGGAUUGCUAGCAAGGCCUCUUCUUCUGGAGAAGCCACCAGUGCCGUCACAGAGCAGUGAGCAGUGAGAAAAUCCAUCCCUCAACUUGACAGCCUGCUCUGUUCACACUGUGUGAACAGAGGAACAGAGGCACAUCACAGUUACACGGAUGUGAAGUUAGCACUUGUACGAGGAACGGACUGGAAACGAAUAAGCAAAGGAGACUCAAGAUGGUGCUCAUCUGCCUUUCCCCUGCUUCCAGGAUGGGCCCCUCCAAACAUGAGCUGCUACCACCCAAGGACACGAUGGGGAGGGGGUGCUCUUUCCCACCCACCCGGCCCCUCCUUCAUUGUGAGGGUCUCCUUGUGGGGUUGCUCUUCUGAGUCUGAUGGAAAUGAUCAGGGUGGGGAAUAGCUGUGGUUCAAAUUAUUUUUCUUAUUCAAAACCAUUUUAAACAGAGGAGGGCAGGGCAGGUAU
This is a messenger RNA of Pseudonaja textilis, 1819 nucleotides long. Its product is annotated as lysophosphatidic acid receptor 6-like. Gene Ontology annotation, biological process: G protein-coupled receptor signaling pathway. Lineage: Eukaryota; Metazoa; Chordata; Lepidosauria; Squamata; Elapidae. The record is from RefSeq and is a predicted model, not a curated record. Gene Ontology annotation, cellular component: membrane. Gene Ontology annotation, molecular function: G protein-coupled receptor activity; oxysterol binding.